AUGGGCUCUGCUCGCUCACGUGUAGCCCGUAGGGCUGUCGGGACUUCUCUGGGCCAAGCUGGAAACUCACCACGUGCAUUGAUCAAGGAAGGUUCGGCUGUUGCUGCGGACAUGGUAAUCCAAAUAGGGACAACUAUUGGAGUCUGUUCUGGUGGAUUUGGAAUAGGUGCUGUAGGAUUUGGCUGGGCCACAAUUUCAUCUUAUCUUGGGAAUCCACUGGCCAGUCCAGAACUUCUCAUUGUAUUCCAGUGGCUUAUUUACAGCGACGGUUCAGGAACCGGUCUCGCUAAAGUUAGUGAGAAAAAGAGUGAAAAUUGUGAUGUGAAUAACGGGACGAUGGGUGGAAAGGGUGGGAAGAAGGGUAUUGAAUCGAGGAUUGAGGGAUGGAGAGUGAGGAAGGGAAGGAGAAUGGUGAAGAAGAAAAGUGGUUUCAAAGGAAGAGGAAGGUAA
Dovyalis caffra is the source of this 450-nucleotide messenger RNA. The record is from the annotation of a GenBank genome assembly. NCBI's taxonomy places the organism in Eukaryota, Viridiplantae, Streptophyta, Magnoliopsida, Malpighiales, Salicaceae.